CUGUUCCUAGCCAGUUGUCUCUGUCCGUAUAAUUUAAUUAUAUACUACAAGGCAAUAAUAAAGACAUGAAACUAAAUAGACAAGCUGGCUUGAAUUGGCCAGGUAAGCUGAAGCCUCAUUCUAAAAAUGAAAAAGAAAGAAAUUUAAGAGAGUUGAAAAAAUUGGAGAAUGUUAGAAGAAAAUUACUAUACGCUAUCAGAUAGAAGGAAAGCCCCGCGGGGUGGGAUAUAAAGCUACAAGUGGAUCAUUUCUGUCUGAAGCCCAUCCAUAGAUUAAAACGUUGUCUAACCACUCCACUGCGCAUCCCUACAACAUGAUGUUAGAUAAGGUUGAAUAUCCUCCUUCCACACAGGAGCCCUUUUUCUCCAAUCUCGACGCACUCGCAGCCACGAGAAAGAAGAAGAACAAGAACAAGAGGAGGUUUAGUGAUGAACAAGUUAAAUCAUUAGAAUCUAUGUUUGAAUCCGAGUCAAGGCUCGAGGCUCGAAAGAAACUUGAGCUUGCUAAAGAGCUUGGCUUGCAGCCAAAACAGGUUGCAAUAUGGUUUCAGAAUAAGAGAGCUAGAUGGAAGUCCAAGCAGCUUGAAAGAGAUUAUGGUAUUCUACGAGCCAAUUACAAUAGUUUGGCUUCCAGGUUUGAGACUCUGAAGAAGGAGAAGCAGGCGUUGGCAAUUCAGUUGCAGAAGCUAAAUGAUCUGAUGCAGAAGCCAAGAGAGGAAGGCGAGUGGUGUGGGCAGGGAGUAGCUGUGAAUAGCAGUGAAGGUGAAUCGGAAAAUGGAGACACCAAAAAGUGUGAUUCAGAAGCGAAGCCCAGCUUGUCAUUUGAAAGAUCAGCACAUGGAUUGGGAGUUCCUUCAGAUGAAGAUGAUAGAAUAAAGGUUGAAUAUUUUGGAUUAGAGGAAGAACCCAACCUUAUGAGCAUAGUGGAACACGCUGAUGGAUCAUGGACAUCACAAGAAGAUUGGGGAAGUUUAGACUCUGAUGGCCUUUUCGAUCAAUCUAAUAGUGGUUGUCAGUGGUGGGAUUUCUGGGCUUGAUUUAAUUUAAAGGAAACUAUAUAUAAGAGCGAAGCAUGGACUAAAUUGGCAAAUAAUCUUUGGAUGAGGAGCAUCAAGAGAAGAACAUUUCAGUAAAAUGCAAAGAUGGAGGAAAUGAAUUGGAAUUUUGCGGGAUGCAAAUAGAAACUGAUCAGACUACGCAACUGCAAAAGCUGCCACGGUGAUGUGAAUUCUCCAAACCAUAGCUGCCUCUGAAAUUAAUGAAGUUGUGCUCCGUGCAUAAAAGUAGGAAGCCAACACUCGGAUGGUUGUAUGUGAAUGAGAGAAGAAGAGAGACACAAAUCUUGCACAAAUACGCACCUUCAGAUACACAAACUUGUACUCCGUAUAGCUACAAGUAGUUGGUGUUAUGCUAUCUGAUAUUCAGUAUAA
This is a messenger RNA of Hevea brasiliensis (rubber tree), 1429 nucleotides long. Its product is annotated as homeobox-leucine zipper protein ATHB-12. Bases 314 to 1036 code for a protein of 240 amino acids. Gene Ontology annotation, biological process: positive regulation of DNA-templated transcription. The record is from RefSeq and is a predicted model, not a curated record. The transcript has 2 exons. Lineage: Eukaryota; Viridiplantae; Streptophyta; Magnoliopsida; Malpighiales; Euphorbiaceae. Gene Ontology annotation, cellular component: nucleus. Gene Ontology annotation, molecular function: DNA-binding transcription factor activity, RNA polymerase II-specific; sequence-specific DNA binding.